AAAGAGGAGCUGCUACAGUCAGCACACAUCCCUGUCUGGUCAUGUUCCCUUCCAAGUCCACUGCUAUGGCACUGGCGAUUCUUCAGGACUGGUGUGGGUGGAUGGGUGUCAAUGCCCAGCGUUCACUGCUUAUCCUGGGCAUCCCUGAUGAUUGUGAGGAAGACGAAUUCCAGGAGGCUGUGCAGGCUGCCCUCAGGCCCCUGGGCAGAUACCGAGUGCUUGGCAAGGUCUUCAGAAAGGAGAUAGGGGCAAAGGUUGCUUUGGUUGAAUUCGCUGACAAUUUGAACCAAAGUUUGAUCCCCCGACAAAUACCAAGUGAUAGGGGGCCCUGGUCUGUGAUCUUCCUGCCUCAGGUCCCUGAUAUCGAGUUACAGGGUACAUUCAAUUUCCCUGCACAGGCUCAUGGGCAAGCUUUGCAAGGGGCUUCAGGUGGGGCAGGGGCUUCAGGUACAUCAGGGACUGCAGUUGAGGAAGGAGAUGGAGGUGAGACAGGGAAUGUGGGUGAGGCAGGAGGAGCAGCUGAGGAAGGCGCUGAGGAUGAGGCAAGAGUGUCGGAGGAGGAAGGAACAGAGGGUGAGGAAGGAGGAGCGGGUGCAGCCCCUCCUGCCUCCUUCCUACAGGAGGAAGGAGCUGCAGCUGAGGCAAGAGUGUCAGACAAGGAAGAGACAGAGGGUGAGGAAGGAGGAGCAGGUGAGGCAGGAAGAACAGCCGAGGAAGAAGCUGCAGCUGAGGCACGAGUGUCAGAUGAGGAAGGAGCAGAGGCUGAGGGAGGAGUUAUAUAUGAGGCAGGAGUAAUAGAUGAAGCAAGACUGUCAGACGAGGGGGCUAUGGAUGAGGAAGAUGAUGUAGUUGAGGCAGGGGCUGCAAGAAUGUCUGAUGAGGAAGGAGCUGGAGGGGACAUGGGGGUUGCAGGUGUUAUAGGAGCUAUGGGUUGGGUAGGAGCUGCAGGUGAGGUAGGAGCUGCAGGAGAAGGAGGCGUUUUAGAGGCAGGAGCAGGUGAUGAUGGGUCUGCAGGUGAAGAGGGGUCUGUGGGUGAUGAAGGGUCUGGGAGUGAUGAGGGGUCUGCAGGGGAUGAAGGAUCUGUGGAUGGUGGAGGGGCUGUGGGUGAAGCAGGAGCUGUAGGUGAGGCAAGAAUGUCAGAUGAGGAGGGAGCUGCAGGUGACAUGGGAGUUGCAGGCAUUAUAGGAGCUGUGGGAUUGGCAGGAGCCGCAGGUGAGGCAGGAGGUUCAGGUGAGGAAGGGGCCUUUGAUGUGGCAGGAGGGGCACAUGGGGCUGGAGCCUGGACCCAGCAGUGGAGCCAAGCCCUGCAGCCCAUCCUGGAAAACAUGGCCUACCAGGAACUGAGACACUUCUCUGGGAUGGAAGAGCCCGGCUCUGGGGGUCAGUCUUUCGAGAGCUGGCUGGACCAUGCCAAUGACAUGCUAUACCUGUGGCGCCACAUAUCCGAGAGGGAGAGGCGGCGGCGGCUGGUGGAGAGCCUGGGGGGCCCUGCCCUGGAUCUCCUGUGUGAGCUUCUGGAAGAACAUCCAGAUACCCCUGCACAGGACUGCCUGGCUGCACUGGUGCAGGUGUUUGGCAACAAGGAUACCGUGAUGACCGCCCGGCUGAAGUUCCUGACUUGCUCCCAGCGGCCUCAGGAGACCCUCUUUGCCUAUGUGAUGCGCCUGGAAGGUCUGCUGCAGAUGGCCCUGGAGAAGGGGGGCAUCCAGCCUGCAAUGGUGGAUCAGGCGAGGGUACGGCAGGUGCUGAUGCGGGCCAGGCCCAACCAGAUGCUGCAGAACACCCUGAGGAGGUUGCGGCUGGAGAGGCGGCCACCUGGCUUUGUGGGGCUGCUCAGGCUUGUCCGGGAGACUGAGGCGUGGGAGGCAGCUCUGGCUGAAAAUGCGGUGGUCCCAGUGGGGGAAGGGGUGGAAGUGCAUGGUGGAGAGCUGGAUGUGGCCCAGGCUGCCCUUGUCAGUGUUGGGGGUGCUGAGCCUGCCCCUGCUGUUAGAGAGGCUCUGCCAGCUGGUGAAGAUGCUGGCCAGGCUGCUGCUGCUGUUCUUGAGCAAGCUGCUGGGCCUGCUCCUGAUAGUGGUGGUGCCAUAAAGGCAGGCCCUGACUCUGAUGAGGCCAAGGUCUUCCCUGUCACCCAGAGAGAUGAAGAUGUGUUGGCCCCUACUGGCUCAGGCCAGGCGAGGCCCACUGAGGGCCCAGGUGUGCCUGAGAGCUUGGCCCGUACAGGAGAUCAAGAAGUAGAGCAGCCCUAG
This is a messenger RNA of Peromyscus maniculatus bairdii (prairie deer mouse), 2246 nucleotides long. NCBI's taxonomy places the organism in Eukaryota, Metazoa, Chordata, Mammalia, Rodentia, Cricetidae. The record is from RefSeq and is a predicted model, not a curated record.